Molecule: messenger RNA, 922 nt
Organism: Carassius carassius (crucian carp)
Lineage: Eukaryota; Metazoa; Chordata; Actinopteri; Cypriniformes; Cyprinidae
Product: small integral membrane protein 22-like
Exons: 4
Coding region: 126-368 (80 amino acids)
Biological process (GO): regulation of cell population proliferation
Source: RefSeq, a predicted model, not a curated record
AUGGUUUUGAGCAAUCAUCCCACUUCCGCUAAAAAACAUCUUGAGCUGCCCUCAGAGCGACAGGUGUAACGCAGAAACCCGGAAAUACGACAGACGAAAACAACAGGAAUCUUCUUACUGAAGUCAUGGAUAAGAACAUACAACAGGAUUUUGAGAACCAGUUCAAUGAUGUGGUCUCAAGACUACAGUCAAAGAAGAUGUUUCAGUCAGACUGGGACAUUGCCUCUUUCGCAGUUUUCUUCAUCUUUAUAGGAAUGGUCCUGUUGCUGGUUAUCUUGGUUCUCAUCCGCUGCUGUUGUUGCUGCUGCUGUGAUGAGAAGCCAAGAAGACAGAAGGUGGGCAUCGACAAUAUGGGAAUGGAGCCGUGAUCUUCCAGAAACAACAGCCACCAUUACAUCCACUUUUUGUUUCCUAUCAGUUUUGCCACCUAAUCACUGUUUAUACGUGAACAAGUAAAAUAAUGGAGGUAGGAGAAAAAUAUUUUAGGUAGAUACUUAAAGGGAUGAUAAAAGCAAAAACCUUUCCCUACUGUGAAAAAAUGCAGUUAAUAUUUACCCUGGAAAUCAAUCACAUGAUUGAAUUUACAUUUCAUUGUAGAUACCAUAUCCACUUCAUCAGAGAGAACAGAUUUUAAUAUACAAGCAUGCACACCACUUUUGAAGACAUUGGUUACUUUCUGGUUACACACUUUAUUGUGUAGAACCAAUGCAGGCCCUUGACAAAUGGCCUCUAUUGAAAAGAGCUUGUUUUUAGUUGUCCAUUGAACAUCAUGUUUAAUCUGUUAAUCUUGUACCUGGCUGUUAAGACUGAAUCCACUUAGCCUACACAUUUUCACUGAAUUAGCCUUCUCCAAGUGUUUUUAGUAGAUUUCUUUCAAAUGCUUGACUUUUAAAUCAUAUAUAUAUAUAUAUAUAUAUAUAUA